AUGUGCUGGAUGAACCACAUACAUGCCACCUGUCCGAGCUGCGAGAAUAGUCAAAAGACAGGUAUUGAAGUAGAAAAAUGCUUAAAAGCAACUACCAGUACAGAGACAUGUGACUUGACGAAGCGAGACAUAUUCAAGACAGGCGACGAAUGUGCUAAAUGUCAGGAGAUCCAAAGGCUUAAAGACGAGGCAGACCUGAAGAUGGCUAGGGAGGCGGAGAAAAAUGGUAUGCCCAAUACUGGGUAA
This is a messenger RNA of Fusarium pseudograminearum CS3096, 246 nucleotides long. RefSeq lists its product as uncharacterized. The record is from RefSeq and is a predicted model, not a curated record. The transcript is spliced from 2 exons. NCBI's taxonomy places the organism in Eukaryota, Fungi, Ascomycota, Sordariomycetes, Hypocreales, Nectriaceae. The coding region runs from base 1 to 246 and encodes 81 amino acids.